Callorhinus ursinus (northern fur seal) is the source of this 6268-nucleotide messenger RNA. Lineage: Eukaryota; Metazoa; Chordata; Mammalia; Carnivora; Otariidae. The record is from RefSeq and is a predicted model, not a curated record.
GCGUACGGCGGUGCAGUUUCCCAGAUGCUGAGGGCUUGGGUUUUAGUUCCUCUGUGCUUUGGGGUGUGUUUGCGCUUUGCUUUCACCUUUUCAGAUGUUCGUAUCUUUCUAGACCACGAUUUUAUUGGGAGGUAAAAGUCAAUGUAGUGUAAGAUGCCUUAUGGUGAAAUUGAAGCGAAAUCUUUGGAUCAUGGUGAAGAACUAACAGGUGAACCAUGCUAUAAAAAACUGAAGUCAACUGAAGAGGCGUAUGUUUUUUCCCAUCAUGGUAGUGCUAAUUUCCACAGAAUCCAAGAGAAAACUGGGAAUGAUUGGGUCCCUGUGACCAUUGUUGAUGUCAGAGGUCAUAGUUAUCCUCAGGAGGACAAAACCAAAACUACAGACUUGGUGAAACCUGUGCAUGAUGAGGUUCCUGGCAAUAAUAGAUCAGAUGUUAUUGAAUCCAUUGAUCCACAAAUUUUACAGGAUGCAAGUCCUGCAUUGGUAUCCAAAGAUGAUGAGAUAUAUAGCACAAGUAAAGCAUUUAUAGGACCCAUUUACAAACCUCCUGAGAAGAAGAAAUGUAAUGAAAGGGGAAAUCACUCAGAUGCAAUCAGUGGUACAGAUGGCAAAGGAGGACGAGAACAGAAACAGAAAUUCAACUCCAAAAAAUCAGAGCUUGACAACGAAUUAUUCCAGUUUUAUAAGGAAAUUGAAGAGCUUGAAAAUGAAAAAGAUGAUUUGGAAGGCAGUUGUAAAGAACCCAAACCCUCUGAGGAAAAACUUACUACGUAUUAUCGGGACCAUUAUAAUGAGCUGUUAAAAUCUGAAGAAGGAAAGGAAAGAGAUAUUAGUAAUGUUCUUCAGUCACAUUGUGGUUUUCAGCAGCAGGUGGAGAAUGAACCAGGCAAAUAUCCUUGUAAUGGACAAGUAAUACCUGCAUUCUGUGAAGAUUCGUUAAUUUCCUUCGGGCCUGAAUGGCAGUCAGUGCAUUCUUUUAUAGUACCCCAAGGUCCUCCUCCUCCCAUUUUUAACUAUCAUUUAAAUAUGCAAAGAUUUAAUGCUCCACUAAAUCCACCAUCAAAUAUUUUCCAUGCUCCAGAUGGGUCUCAGCAUCAAAAUGGCUGUUAUGUAAAUAGUUGUCACAUUAACUGGCAUUGUUUUUCUUUUGAUCAGAACAAUGACUAUAUUGACUGUAGUGAGUAUACCAGUAGAGAUCAUUCCCCUGCAAAUGGUUACAGUGUGCAAGAUGCAUAUGUAAGUAAUGGUUUCUGUGAAACCAGGGAAGGAUGCUGGAAAGAUCCUUCUAUGGGCAAGCAUAAUGGAACAGACAGGCUUAUGAACCAGCAGUUUCAAGAGGAAAAGUUAAAUAAAUUGCAGAAGUUACUUAUUCUUUUAAGAGGUUUGCCUGGUUCUGGGAAAACAACGUUGUCUCGAAUUCUGCUUGGUCAGAGUCGUGAUGGCAUUGUAUUCAGCACUGAUGACUAUUUUCACCAUCAAGAUGGGUACAGGUAUAAUGUUAAUCAACUUGGUGAUGCCCAUGACUGGAACCAGAACAGAGCAAAACAAGCUAUCAAUCAGGGGAGAUCUCCAGUUAUAAUAGACAACACUAAUACACAAGCUUGGGAAAUGAAACCAUAUGUGGAAAUGGCCAUAGGAAAAGGAUACAGAGUAGAGUUUCAUGAACCUGAAACUUGGUGGAAAUUUGAUCCUGAAGAAUUAGAAAAGAGGAAUAAACAUGGUGUAUCUCGAAAGAAGAUUGCUCAGAUGUUGGAUCGUUACGAAUACGAAAUGUCCAUCUCUAUUGUAAUGAAUUCAGUGGAACCGUCACACAAAAGCACACAAAGACCUCCUCCUUCACAGGGGAGACAGAGAGAAAGAGAUUUGAAGAAAACUGGUCACAGGCUCAGCAAAACCAAACAGAAGAGAAGCAGAAAAAGAAAUAAAAAGCAGAACAGUCAUAGUAAAAUCAUAGAGGAAAACUCAUUUGAAACCUUAGGUUAUCACAUGCUAGGAGAUCAGGACCCAUCUCAAAGUGAAGAGGAAGACUUGGAAGACACCAAAAGAGAAUCGGCAUACACUUACACUGGUGGACUGGGAAAUGAACAAGGAGAUUUAGUGAACAGCCACAAAGAUAAAGUAUGGAAAAGCAUAAAUCCUGAAGAUAGUUUUCCAAAUGUUGUAUCUGUAGUUGAGCUGGACAAUACACCAAAAAAUUACCUCCCUAAGGAAAACAAUGAUUUGUUUCAAAAUAUGUCAUUGAUGUCAAAUGAAAACUCUGUUACUUGCCCGACAAUGACUCAGAAUCUUUCCUGUGUAGCAAGUGUUGGCUGCUCAGGCAUGAGGGUAGGAAAGCAUCCUGGACAUAGGCAUCCCACAGUAUCAGACAUCCAGGGCAGAUCCACUGAUGUCCCCUGCUCAUUUAUGCAGAAGAGAGAGAAGGUAGAUAAAAGACUCCAGAAUGAAACAAUUCUGUGCCAUCAGUACGGGUCCGGAACCUCAGAGAAAGGUUUAAGAAAGGAACAAGGAGUAAAUGCAACUAAAAGCAAUUAUUGGGCAUUUUUUUCAAACAAUCUAUCUGAUGAAGAAUUGCAGCUGGGCUCUGAGAGACAACCCUGUUUGGGGAGCUGGCCUGAGGGACCUCAUAAAUUUAUAUGUGAACAAAGACCAAAGAAAGAUAGAUGGCAAAGGCUGGCCUCUCCAGACAGCAGAGGACAAUUGAUUACAUUGAUCUCCUCUUCUGAAGAAACUUCAGUACCAAGAAGCAGUCCAGAAACAUUGGUAGAAGAGAAGCUAUUGGUAGAAAAUAAAGAUUUGUCACCCUCCACUGAGAAUACAGAUUCAAUCAUAGCAACAGAAACGAGUAUCGUUAGAAGCUGCUUGCCUAAACUGGAUAUCCCAGAGAGUGACUUGUACUCCACAAAGAAUAAGACGAGGAGAGAGAAAAGGAUUUUCAAUUUGGCACCAAACUUUAACUUACUGGCACAGAACUCUAUCAGUGUAAAAGAAAGAGGGGAAUGUGGCUUGUUGACAGAAAGCCAUGGACUGAAAAUUAUUUUGGAGGAAGAAAAAGAUAGAAUUUCAGAAAUAAAUAAUAAAGAGGAGAAUACACAGAAACUUACAACCUUUAAUCAUCAUCCAUCAUGGUUUUACUUUGAUAUUAUCGAAGAUCCUCCUCUAACUGUUGGUAGACCAUCUUAUUCUCAUUACUUGACAUUUAAUAGACACUCUGUGUAUUUUUACAAAAAUCCUAUUCCUUCUCUUGUGCUACAAUAUACAUCUAGCUUUCGGAUGGUAUCUUUUACAAGCAAGAAAUCAUUUUUGACGUUCAAAUCUCAAACAAGAGUAGAUAACCAACUAAGUGACAUAGGGUUUAGUUCUUCAGCAAUUUUAAGUAGCCAAGCUGAUCCUUUGUACUCUUUUAGGGUCACUUCUGAUCUUCACCUUUUAAAUGAAAGUUUUGAUGAGAAGCUGAGGACAUGGGAAGAACCUAAGCUGUUACAGUUCUUGCAAACUGAGGAUAACCAAGAUUUAACAAGCACUGGCUUUGACGCCCUUAAGCUGCAAUUAUCACAAGGGUUUGCCUUUCAACUAGUGAAGCUUUUUGGAUCCCCUGGAGUUCCGAUGGAAUCUUUGUUGCCUGAUGACUGUGUGGUUUCCCUUGACUGGAAGACACUGAAGAUGAUCUACUUGCAAUGGAAGACAUCAGUAGAGAAAAGACAGAAGAAGAUUGGUUAAAAAUGAGAAUUUCCAGAACUGUAAGUACAGCUUAUUCCAGAGACCUCUGUAUGAUCAGAAGGAAGUGGAUGUUGACAUUAUUUGGUUGUAAUAGCUCUAUGUACCACAAUUGAAGAGUAAAUAUAAAAAACAUAGUCUGUUACCAUAGCAACCCUGUGUGCCAUUGCACAUGUGAUUUUCCAUUUCCUUUAAUGUAGAUCUUUUUGUGAAAUACAACAAAGCUUAGGUUGUUGUUACCAAAUUUAUUUCCAACUUUAUUGGUUAGAACAUAUUUUAGAGCAUUCUGUCAACACAGGGUUUAUGAGGAAUUACCACCCCCGCCCCUCUGCCCCAGAUUGUUGUGUGAUGAGAGCUGGGAAUUAGGGAUAUAGGUUAUAUUUAAAUAUUAAAAAAUUCUCUAGGAAAGGAGGUAAAACAUGUAGACAGACUCACAUUAUAUUUUAAACUUGACAUCAAGCUAACUUUAAAAUAAACACAUUGCACUUUUUUUUUCAAAUGCCUAAAUUAUGAAAUAAACACAGCUGCUAUGAUUUUAGUGUAUAUGUGUCUGCAUUUGAUAAGAAUUGAAUGCACUCUGCAUUUACCAUAUGUUUUCUUUCUUCUUUUUAAUCUUAUUUCUGAGAGUUUUCUGUGUUUCCAUUCCUCAGUUAGAAAUACACAUGUACCCAGUAAAAAUGUUUUUGUGUCUUUUAAACCUGGUUCUGCUGCAAGAAGGAGAAGGACUAAAGGUUUGGGAGAAGAAUCAGAGAUUUGGAGGGACCGCUAGAAAAUGUGGGAUAAAUGUAGUCUGAGGAGCGAUAAGAGGCCAUGAGGAAUUCCAGAGAAAGCAGGUGAAGAAAUUCAUUUAUUCAGUCAGCAAAUAUUUAUUGAGUUGCCUCAGUUCAGACACUGUUUUAUACCCAGAAGCUCUAGCAGUGAAAAUGGUCCUGCCCUCAUGGAGUUUAUGUUAGGACUGAGUUAGGACGGGAGUGUUUUCCCUCCCCACUCCAUGAGACACAUGGCCCCACCGGGACACCAGUACGGGCUGCGUGCAGCCAGCUUGGACAUAUUUGGCUGUGGCCAAUUUGGGAGUCUUUUCCAUCUGCUAAAUUUGGAUGUUUUGUGUCAAGGACACUUUCUGGAGGAUACUUUUGAUUUUUAUAUUCAUCUUCCACAUUCGUGCUAGACUGCCUUCUGGUCUUCUCCUACAGAGCAGUCACCCCUAAUUAUUAAUCUUUUCUUGUGGGCAGAUUUACGAGCGUUGUAGCUAUGGACAGGUUUUUUUUAUAUAUAUAAUGAGAACAUGCCUCCGUGUUUUGUGUCUGGCAUAAUGUACGGAUUAGUGGACCUCAAGGGGUAGAUAGAAAUGUAUAGAGGGAAAUAGCAGGAGAAUGUGGUUGGCUCUAGGAGCCGCAAGUCCCAGCCUGUUUCAAAAUCCUCUUCCUGCUGGUCACCAGGGGGUUUUCUUGUCGCUCAGGGAAGGAGGUGGGGCCCAGUGCUGGAAGGAGGAUGGGUUCCAGCUUUAAGCUAUUGCUGACUGGCUGGCUGACCUUAAACAAGACACCCUCUUGGAGCCUCAAUUUUUUCACCUGUAAAAAAACAGAUUUAUAAUAGCAAUCUGUCAUGGGAAUAUUAAAUGAGGAUUAGCGAAACAACUUGUGCAAAGUACUUAACAUAGUGCCUGAAAAAUAGUAGGCUCUUAGAAGGGUUAAUUCCCUUUCUCUAAAUAUCUCCUUGGGUUAAAGCAUUGUCUUUGAAAUGUCCCAGGCAGAACAGAAAUUAUCUAGGAGAGCAACACAUUGACUCCAUAAGCUUGGUAACACAGUUGCAUGAAUUAGUAUAUUUAUUAUUAACUUUCUCAUGUAAAUAGCUGGAUCCUCAGGGAAUGGGACAGAGAACAGGUUUGGAUUUGGAGACAGGAGGUCAGGCACUGUGAGGGAAACUGACCCUCUCAGAUGAGGCAGGACCAGGCAGGGGAUGGGAACUGUGGGAACAGAGUAAAGGCCUAGAUGCCAGGGGAGUGGCAUAAAUAGGGAAAUAGCCUGAGAAACUGACAGCAGACUCCGGGUAGGUCACUGUUUGUCUGGAAUUGUUUGGCCUGUAUUUUGUUUGUAGUUGAAUUCUUCGGUCUUCCUGGUGCCGUUGAAGAUGCUGACCAUCAAGAAAGACUGCUCAGUGCCCACCCAAAGGAUUAUUUCCAGCGAUAUACUCAUGGGAUACCAAAAUUGGUUUGGAUAAUCUGUCCAACCGUUCUUGAUUAGUUAUCUGAAUAAUAAAAAAACUCGACAAAAGAGGUAACAACUUGAACAUUUUAUUACCUAAUUUUGAAGAUGUUUGCCCUACUUUAAUUUGUUUUAUGGAAGAAAAUAAGGCACGGAAGACUUUAGUAGUUUAUUUUAAAAAUUGCAUCAGGAUGGAAGGGUAAGGCCUUAUAUCCAAGUAUGGUCUGUGAUUCCAUUCCUAAAAUUCUAAAAUCCAAAAAGCUCUGAAAAUCAAAAGCUGUUUUUGUUUUGUUUUGUUUCUUAAAUGUUUGGCAUUAAAAUUAAGUUGGGAGCAAAUAACUUGACUCAAA